CUUCGCUUGCGUCGUGAUUGUUGUCGCGUUGUGUCUGCACCACCACUUCUCCUUCUCCUGCUCCUGCUGCUCCUUUUCUUUCCGCUCGGUGCCACCAGCCAGCAACAGCCAGCCAGCAACAGUCAUCACGGGCCAGCACCUGCACCAGCACCUUGAAGCAGAAGCCCCUCUCAGCCGCAGCUCCAGAGAGCCCACUCUUUUCUGUGCAAGGCUCCAUCCUUUGCCAAUCGCAUUCCCGCACAGCCACACUGCACACGACGCACAUCAUUGUUCUUGGUUGGUUGGUGCUUGCCAAGAGCAACCUGAGUUCACAACAAGUACACCAGCCAACAAGCAGUUCUCUGAGUGUACUCCGUGACAGCGGUGCCUGAGUCUGUGUGUGCGCGCGUGAGCGGACAUACUCUUUCCCUUUCCAAAGCUUGUGUGUGUGUGUGUUUUUUUUUUUUUUUCUUUUCUCUUCUCUUCCACUCGGCCACUUCCAUUUGUUGCUCUUGGUACUGUAGCCAAGCAGAGCGUUUGCGUGCUUCACCUAACCUGCUGGAUGGGUGACAGUGUCGCAACUUCCAGUGUGCAGCUUCCUCACGGCGGCAAACACGUCAUCAAGAUUGUGCGCAGCGCCAAGCCUGGUUCAGCAUCGCUGCUUCCACUGGCUCGCCCUCUCCGCGUGAAAUCGGCUCAGGAGACAGCCUCGACGGCAUCAGCGUCAUCAACGCCAGCCACUGCCGCCACCAAAACCAACAACAGCACUAACCAGCCAGCGGCGUUUCCAGCCGGUGCCCAGCACUUUGACGAUUCCACCGCUUUUGGCCGCAACCUGCUUCCAGACCCAGACGACUCCUUUGUCAUGGGUAUGCACUAUGGGCGCGAGCACGCCAUCAACGGCCCCAAGCAAGACGACUCCGCCACAGCAGUUGGCGCUCCACCAACAGCAUCGGCCGCCACAGCCACAUCACCAGCAGCAGCAGCAGCAGCUGUCGCCAAGGCCAAGCAGGACCAUCCCCCAACAACAACAACAGCUGCUGCAGCAACCAAAGCGGUCCAGCCCUCCAAGACGCAGCCCAAGCCAACCACCAUGGCGAGAACCACCCCUGCAGUGUCAUCAUCGUCGUCGUCGGCCACAGCUGCGCUCCAGAGCAAGCUGCAAGUGAACUGGGCCACCACUGCCACCACCACCAACAGCGGCAGCGGCACCACCGCGAACACCGGCAAGCGCCCGCCGUCUCGCACGGCGUCCACCACCCAGUCGGCGGCGAUUGUGAUGGCCAUGCACAACAACAGCGGCGCGAUGGGCGACGACAGCCGCCGCAACUCUGUGUUUGCGGAGCCGUCAGGCCCGCCCAUGACGCAGGCGGAGCGCAUCCGGGCACGCGCGCGCAGCAUCCAGCAGAUGAUGAGCCAGCGCAGCACAGCACGCCGCGUCAGCUUCAGGCACGACGAGGACCCGCGGUCGUUCUUCAACGAGACAGUGAUGGACAGGCUGUAUGCGGAGCUCACAGCGCACGAUCGCCGCCAGCUCGCAGCGGUGAAGCAUGAAGAGGCGGCGCGCGCACGCGAGGACGCAGCGGCGAUGCUGAAGCGCUGGAAGCAGGACGAGGACCCCAAGCUCAAGGCCGUGUUUGAUGCCGGGGACAGGCGUGCAGAGGAGGUGUUGGUGGAAGUGUCGUCGGCGCCGUCGUCGCCCGAGGAGGACAACACACAGGACGCAGAGCAGCGCAUUGCAGAGAUGGAGCAGCAGCUGGAGACGAUGAAGGAGAGGUACAGGGCAGCGCAGCGCCAGAUGGAGCUGGCGCGCCGUGCAGAGCUCGCCGCCAGCCGCAGCAGCAGCCGCGCCAACAACAACACCACCAACAACAGCAGCAACAGCGACGACGACAGCAAGUCUGCCCUCAACGAUGCCGACGAGAACAGCAACAGCGCCCCCGACAGCUACUUUGUGCCGCUCGCCCUUCGCCGCGCACAGCGGACGCGGACGCGGGCGAGCCAGCGGGUUGACGGCGGCGACGGGAGCGAGCAGGCGUCGCGCAGUGAGAGCAGGAUGUCCACGCGCCGGUCGCGCCGGCAGGGGGGCCGUGCAUCAGCCAACGCCCGCACGCGUGACGAUGGUGGCGAGGAUGAGGAUGGCCGGGGCGCUGGUGAUGAGCGGGGGCGGCAGUCCACCAGCAGCAGCGGUAGCGGCAAGACGGGCGAUGAUGAUGAUGAUGAUGGCGGUGAUGUCAACGGUGAUGUCAACGGUGAUGGGGAUCAGCAGCAGGCGAAGGACGACGCCCCAACAGCGGCCGCAGCCGGCGGUGAGGAGGACUGCGACCCCGCAGAUGACGAUGGUGCUGGUGCUGCUGCUGCUGAUGAUGAUGAUGACGGAAACAACGAUUACGGUGGUGAUGGUGACGAUGAUGACGAUGAUGAUGAUGACGAUGGUGGUCAUGGGGAGCAGGCGCGGAAGCGCAGCAAGACGGACGGCGACGUGAAGAGCGAGCAGACUGGCUCCCCGACCGCCGGCAGCACGGUCGAUGCCGAAGAUGACGAAGACGCCAAGCAGCCGUAUGAGGAGGAAGCGGCGGACGAUGAGGCCAGCCCCUCCCCCAAACCCGCGCGUGACCGCAGCAGGGCCCGCCGGAAGGUGCGGCGCACACGCGCGUCGCCGCCGCACGAGAUUGCAGCCCUCGGCGUUGGCGAAGACAUUGACGACAUUGAGGGCGGUGACGUGACGGCGGUCUCUGCCCGCGCCCGUCGGCAGCAGGCGCGCCACUUCAACCAGCUCGCCCGCCGCCGCCAGGCCGCCACCGCCACCACCGCAGACACGUCUGCCGACGACACGGGCGCAAGCACCUCUGCCUCUGCCCAGCCGAGUCCACGCAAGUCGCGGGAGACGCGGCGCCGCAGCCGAGCCAACAGCGGGCGGGCGUCGGCGGACCACUCGCGCGCACCGCAGGGCUUCACGGCAUCGCAGCCGAAUCUGGUGCAGCGGCCCCACGCGCGCCGCGGACAGCACAACGCAGACGCUGGUGGCGCCACGCCGGGCGGCUCGCGGGCAACGACGCCGAGCAGCGGGGAGAACACGCCGCGGACGUCUCGGACAAGCGGCAGCGGCCGGGCCUCGCGCACAAAGGGGAAGGUCUACGUAUGCGAGAAGUGCGGACGGACGUUUGGGCACCCACCGGCAUACUCGCAACACGUGCGCUCGCACAGCAAAGGGCGCGCUAGCACAAGCAGCAACAACGGCGACAACGACGCCUCAAAGCGGCGAGCAAGCGACGAAAGCAGUGAGGGACCGGCGAGCAAGCGCCGCAAGGGCCGCAGGCGCUGACAGGAAAUAGCCUGCACGCAUGGCCCCAUGAGAGAGAAAAACAAAAACCCUGUCGGAUGCCACCGUGUUCGUGUUGACUUGAAUCGUUUGCUCGUUUGCCGCUUUCGCUCGCUCGCUCGUUCGCUGGCUUGCUUGCUUGCUUGCUUAUGUGCUUGGAGUGGUAAUCGUGCUUGUUUGACAGCUGGCUAUUUCGCCGCUAGUGUUGUUUAGGCAUUUGUUUGUGUACUCGAUCCGUGAAGAGUAAUGCAGUUAUGUUGUCGUUGUUGUGUGUUGCCGCGCUGUUUUGUUUGGAAUGUGUUGUUCAUGUGGUAUUGUGCUCCCGCGUUCCUGGCUUUGCUCGCUGUUGUAUUGGUUGUUAAUGGUUGAUUGAUUCACUUCUUCAUUUCCUAAUUGAAUAGCUCAUCGACGCAAGAUGUGCUGCUGUAUCAAAC
Messenger RNA from Salpingoeca rosetta, 3735 nucleotides. RefSeq lists its product as uncharacterized. The record is from RefSeq and is a predicted model, not a curated record. NCBI's taxonomy places the organism in Eukaryota, Choanoflagellata, Craspedida, Salpingoecidae. The coding region runs from base 542 to 3304 and encodes 920 amino acids. The transcript has 5 exons.